AACGAAUUUGAAAAGAAGCGCGCUUGGAUCGUGUACUGUGAAUUGCAUACCAUCGUAUCUCGGAUAGACGGAACGAGUGGAACUGUGUGGAACGCUUGGUACGAGGACGCGCGUGCGCAGUAAACGAAAUAGAAAGAUUCACGAGAAUAGUGAGAUGGAAAUGUCGCGAGUGCCAAUAUUAGUGAUUUUGGGCUCAACUGGCUCAGGAAAAUCGAAACUUGGGAUCGAAUUGGCACGAAGAUUCUGUGGGGAAAUAAUAUCGGCGGAUAGUAUGCAGGUGUAUAAGGGUCUAGACAUCGUUACAGCCAAGGUGACCAAGGAAGAAAAGCAAAUGGCGGUUCAUCAUAUGUUAGACAUUGUUGAUCCUCUCACCUAUUUUUCCGUCACCGACUUCAGGGACAUGGUGCUACCGAUUAUGGACGAUUUAAUAUUGAAGAAGAAGAUGCCAAUCGUCGUCGGUGGUACGAAUUAUUACAUAGAGUCAGUACUUUGGAAAAUACUUAUUUCGGACCCGAAGAAAAAUUCUCAGGACGAGGAGGAUCAAACGAGGAUGGUUUUAAGCGAUAACGACAACAAAGAUAGAGGUGGGAACACACAGGAAACGUUGGAAAAAAGAGAAACGGAAGACGAGUCUUCGCCUUCAAAGAAGAUGAAGAUCGACGGGUGGACGAGAGAGGAGACGAACGAGGUGCUACAUCGUAGAUUGGCCGAAAUUGAUCCGGAAAUGGCACAGCGGCUUCAUCCUAAUAAUAGACGGAAGGUUAUAAGAUCCUUGGAAGUCUUCGAGCAAUACGGACUUACACAUAGUGAGAUUUUAAAAACACAACGAUUGGCUGGUGGUUCAGGAUUGGGUGGUCCCUUGCGUUAUCCUAAUUCGAUUAUUUUAUGGCUUCGUUGCGAUAAGAAAAUUCUUGAUGAGCGGCUGAGUCAAAGAGUCGAUUCUAUGAUGCAGGCUGGCUUGGUGGACGAGCUACUCGAUUUUCAUCAUAGGUACAACCAACAAAGGAUUAAGUCCAACACGUCACCUGAUUACACGAAAGGCAUCUUCCAGAGCAUCGGCUUCAAAGAGUUUCACGAUUACCUCAUAUUACCAGAAGAGGAGAGGGCAAGCAUAAAGGCAGAGGCGCUUUUUAAACGAGGUCUCGACGACUUAAAAAUGGUUACAAAAAGAUACGCUAAUAAUCAACAGAAGUGGAUCAAGAAUCGAUUAAUGCGUCGAGCCGAUAGACAGGUACCACCAUUGUAUGUAUUGGACUGCACUGAUUUGGCUCAAUGGAAAUCUAAUGUUUUCGAUAAAGCUGUCUCGAUAAUCUCUGCGAUAUUGCAAGGCGAGAAACCGGAAGAAAAACCUAUUAAUGAAAAUAUCGAGAAUCAGAAAAAUACUGAUAGUAGUAAUGAAAUGCAACGUUAUUGCGAGGUUUGUGAUAGAAUAUUCAUUGGUGAGUUGCAAUGGAAUGCACAUAUAAAUGGAUUGAAACAUAAGAAAAUUCUGCGACGUAUGAGAAGAAUGGAAAAACAAAAUCCGGAAAUUAAAUCCUCAUAAACUUAUUCCACAUAUCAUUGACACAUUACUGUACAUAUGUAUAUCAAUAGAUGUAUAUUUGACAUA
Vespula pensylvanica (western yellowjacket) is the source of this 1609-nucleotide messenger RNA. Its product is annotated as tRNA dimethylallyltransferase. Bases 155 to 1543 code for a protein of 462 amino acids. Gene Ontology annotation, molecular function: tRNA dimethylallyltransferase activity; nucleic acid binding; zinc ion binding. Gene Ontology annotation, cellular component: mitochondrion. Gene Ontology annotation, biological process: tRNA modification. Lineage: Eukaryota; Metazoa; Arthropoda; Insecta; Hymenoptera; Vespidae. The record is from RefSeq and is a predicted model, not a curated record. The transcript is spliced from 9 exons.